Cuscuta europaea is the source of this 1709-nucleotide messenger RNA. NCBI's taxonomy places the organism in Eukaryota, Viridiplantae, Streptophyta, Magnoliopsida, Solanales, Convolvulaceae. The record is from the annotation of a GenBank genome assembly.
AGCUGCAAAGGUUUCAUCCUGUCCAAGAGCUUAGAGAUGCAGACAGAGGCGAGGGCCGGCGUGUCGGUGGAAGGAGGCGGCGGAGGACAGAUGGCGCUGAACACAGGACACGGGGCGGUGAUAGUCGAUGGUGGCGCCGCUCGCAAACUGAUCAAACACCAUCAACAGCAGCAGCGACACAGCCAGCAAUCCCAGAUCGGAACCGUAUCGCAGCUUCUUGCAGGGGGCAUAGCCGGUGCCGUGAGUAAAACAUGUACGGCGCCCCUUGCUCGUCUAACUAUCCUCUUUCAGGUGCAAGGAAUGCACACAGAUGCUGCACACUUGAAAAAGGCCUGCAUAUGGAGAGAGGCUUCCCGUAUUGUUAGUGAAGAAGGAUUUAGGGCAUUCUGGAAGGGAAAUUUGGUCACUAUUGCUCACAGGCUUCCUUAUUCCUCUAUAAGCUUUUAUGCAUUUGAGCGCUACAAGAAUUUAUUACAGUUUAUGUUGGGAGUUCAAAGUCAAGGAGAGAACCUAAGUGCAGACCUUUGUGUACGGCUUGUAGGCGGUGGUUUGUCUGGAAUAACUGCUGCUUCUGUUACAUAUCCUCUUGAUCUUGUCAGGACACGUCUUGCAGCACAGACAAGUACAGUAUACUACAGAGGUAUAUGGCACACAUUACAUACCAUUAAAAGGGAAGAAGGGGUCAGAGGCCUUUACAGAGGACUUGGUGCAACUCUAUUGGGUGUUGGUCCUAAUCUGGCAAUUAGCUUCUCAGUUUAUGACACUGCACGUACAUAUUGGCAGAUUCACAGGCCAGAUGAUUCCAUUGUUUUGGUCAGCCUUGCUUGUGGCAGUAUGUCAGGAAUUGCAUCAUCAUCAGAGAAGCGGGAUGAGGUGCAGGCUUCUUCUUACUUAAUAUCUAACCUUAGAGCUAAAGUUACAACCAUGUAUGUAAGGGCAGUAAGGCAAAUGAGAUCAUUAUUGGCUCCCCAUUGCGGUGUGGCUAUUUUUCAGGAGCCAUAUCUAUUUGCAGUUUAACAAAACGUGAGAGGCGUCCUCUUUGAGUGACAUUCCCUCUGGAUCUUGUGAGGAGAAGAAUGCAGUUGGAAGGGGCAGGGGGUCGAGCCCGUGUUUACAAGAACGGUCUCUUUGGUACACUUCGACACAUAAUCAACACAGAAGGGGUGCGUGGUUUAUAUAGAGGAAUCCUUCCAGAAUAUUACAAAGUUGUCCCCAGCAUUGGCAUUGUUUUUAUGACAUAUGAGAAAGUGAAGGAUAUUCUUUCAAACACAUCUUCAGAAAAAGUGAAGCAGCUUCUGUCGAAUAUAUCUUCAUGACGGUGGUCAUUUACCAGAAAACAAGAGGAUGUGCCUCUGCCUAUAGAAUACGAGGGAUAGUUUAUUUACUUGGGGGGGGGGGGGGGGGGGGCUUAUUAUUAUUACACAUCACAUUAUUGGAAUUGGUCAAAUGAUUAAUUUCCUGGAGAGCUUAUUGUUGCAUAUAUAGUAUGUAGUAUCUGGAGAGAACAGUUGAAGGUGAUGAAGCCUCAAAUGUGUAAGCAUUGCUCUUCACGUUUUUUUUGUUUCUUUACAUAAAAAAGGUCUAGUUCUCUGCUGUACUAAUCACAUUCUUGGAUAGCUGACAUUGUAUGGGAUUCUUCUAUGUUUGAAAAACAAGUUGAAAAAGGCAACACGCUUCAGUUUAUAAUUGAUCUUUGUUUGAGCCUUUAA